GAUGGAUAUAUAGUGGUAAUCCAGCUUUUGUGUGUCUAUACUGCAUUACAACACAAUAUAAAAAAAGCAGACACCACUUUAAAGAUAAAAAUUUAGAAGUACAGUAGUUUUAAACUGUCAGCAAAAUAAAGGAAAAUCAUCAGACAUCUGCCAUCAUGAAAGUGAAUUUGUGGUUAUGAUUAUACUGAAUAUGUAGUAACAGUUUAUCCUAUAGUUUUUGUACAGUAUUUAGUGCAGAUUUUGUGACUGAAAGUAUGACCACAAAACCAUGUGAUAACCAUAAAUCAUAAAAGCAUGACCUGAACUUAAUAUCUAUCAUGACAUUGACAGACACGCAGUUUUUACCUUUGUGUAAACUGUAUUUUUGCUCAGGCACACAUUGGUGUCUCACAGUAGAUUUGAACACGAGUCUCUCACACCAAAGGCAUGUCUCUUAUACACUACUUCAUCACCACCUGCAGGUUCCAAAUUGAGCACCACAGUGCUGGCUUCAUAAAUUACCUUGUGAAUUUGGAAUUUCCCAAACACCUUCUGCUGGUACGACAAUCUCUGCAGGGAAGGAAGCAGGCUUUGGAGGAAAUGCUCGCCCUCUGAGAGAGGGGGUGGGACAGGUGCAGCCUGUGCAGCAGGCCUCUUCGGGGCUUCAAGAAGCAGCCUCUCUCUUAUUAUCUCCAUCUCGCUACCCCUGGUCCUUUUUUGGUCCUCCUCCCUGAAUGAAAUGAGAACACCAUGUUUUGUGAAAGUACAGCAUUCCCGCAAGGAAUCAGUGAAAAUCUGACAACAAACAAAUAUGAUUCAAAUAUGAAAAGGUAAUGAACACAGUACUAGUCACAGUAAAAAACACAAUUCAUGCAGAAAUUAUACCAUAAAAUAAGUGAUGACGUGGCAGCAGCAGUACUUUGAGACUUGCCUUCCGGGUGAUUGAUCUGGUUAGUCUGUAGUGACAGUAAAACAAAAGAUGCCUUGGUUGGUUGUUUGGUAGAUUUAAUCAUUGUCUAAUAGAACUGGUCAUUCUAGCUUUCAGUGUUAAUUACAGCAAAGCAAUAAUUUUACAAAUGCACCCAUUUUAAUACAUCAUACAUUUUCAGCCAUGAUAAUAUCUAGCCUUUCAUUUUCCUACAACCUUUUAUACAGCUAAAUGUGUUCUUUUUAGUGCAGGCUGUGAAAAGAAUUAGUUAUACAUCUAUAAAAACGUUUUUGUAGGAAUUUCCUGUGUCUUCACUUGUAAACAAACCUCCUACAGCAAUCUCUGAUGGCCCUGCUGUUGCUGCCUCUGAAUCCUGGUGAUGAGCUGCCUUUUCACUGGACUCUGCCAUCCUGUCUUCCUCGACCUCGCACACCUAGUCAUCUCUCUCAGGGUAAUAAAUGGAUUGAGGAAAGACAGGGCCACAGAUUACUUCCACUUUUUAACUGGCCCCGCUCCUGACCCACUCCUCUUCUGUCUCCUUUUUCUCCUUCAAUUAAGUGUCCCUGAGACUCUUCCAUUUCCUUCUGCAUAUCGUUCCUGACAAGAAACACACGUAAACAUGAACAGUUGAAUACUGUUCACUUCUUUGGACAUCCAGCCCGUUCUCAUCUCAGGGCGUCAUAUACCGAUGAUUUGAGAAAGAGUGACAAAGCGUAGGUAUUUGAUGCACCCUUUACCCUUUUUACCCUUUUACCCUUCCGGAAGCGUCUCUAUGAGAUGAACUCGUGCGAACCACUGAAUGCCACCAAAAAAAAAUCUUCUUCCACACCACCAUGAGCGAAUUCGCAGGAAUUUGCAUCUUUGCAUUGACUGUCUUUUGGAAAAUGGCAGGGCUGGAUGCCACUCCGAACAGCAGGUGAUUACAUUUGAAUAAUCCCAAUUCACAAUAUUGUGACAUGCUCUUUUGAAUCCUUGUCUAGCAAUAGCUGCUGGUAAGCAUGGGACAUGUCCAGCUUUGUGAACAGCUUUUCUCCAGACAGUGUUGCAAACAGGUCCUCCACCCACAGCAACGGGUGCUCAUUCAGUUUAGUGACCUGGUACACCAUUAGCUUAUAGCCCCCACAUAUCCUUGCCGUUUUAUCGUGUUUCACAACUGGGUCAAUGAAAGCUGCCUACCUUGAUUUCUAUCCCCUGUAACCAUUCCAGCUCCUCCUCCACUUUUCCCUUCAUAGCUAAGGCACGGCAAGGAGUUUGAGCUUCAAGAACCUGAUGGGAGGUUUGGACCUCCAUGUCCUACUAUGGGUCUCCUCACUGAAGACUGAGGCUGUGGAAUCAGUCUCAGACUUAAUGUCCUCUCAGUGAUGGUGGCAGAAUAGGGCUGAGGUGGAUCCUAAUCUGUUUCCACCCCAAACAUGUUGUAGGCACACUCUGCUUCUUCUAUGUGAUGCAUGGCUGCCUGGCGCUGUUAAGCCUUCCCUUGUCUAGCCAUACUCCUCAUCCAUACAUGCAUUCCUGCACUUUUUAGCUAAACAUUUACACUUAUUCAUUUUGCUGGCAACUUACAAUUGCUAUAUAUAUCAGAGGUCACACGCCUCUGGAGCAACUUGGAGUUAAGUGUCUUGCUCAGGGACACAAUGGUGGGUGUGUCACAGGGCUGGAUUGAACUCGGGUCUCUCACACCAAAGGCAGGUAACUCUAUCCAUGCGCCAUCACCACCCCAUAACAUCCCUUUUUACUGCAAGAAUGGCAAACAGUGUCUUAAAUAUUGCAAUCAUUUGCAAAGUGCGCUCCUCCAGGCUGAAAAUAUUUCACUCACUUUACUGGCUUAGCCUCUCUUUUCACGAGCACUGCUGCCGACUGCGGCCCUCCAUGUCUUUUCUGGAUAUCUUUAGCAUUAUGCGCAGCCAUCUCCAUAGCUUGGGAAAUCUCAGGCUUUCUUGAACGUUAGCGAAGGGGUUUCACCCAGCAACUGCAGCUGAAUGGCAUCAUUACUACAUACCUGUCUGUCACAGAGCAUAUUGUCCAACACCCCCCCAAAAUCACAGACAUUUGCCGAUGCUCCACUACAAAAUUAACCACAGACGGACCUGAAAUGACUGUGAAAUUUGAAAUGUUGGACCAUCACCAAUGGUUUCGGGUUAAAGUGGUUCCCCACGAUUUCCGCGGUGUGGCUAAGUUCUUUAUCAGCUUAUAAAUCGUCGGCCCAUACACUCAUGAGAAUGGAGCGCUUCUUAGCCUCCUCCUUUGUUGGGUCGGAAAUUAAACUCAAUAAAUUUAGCUAUUAGCUUUCUUCUUUAGUCAAAAACUGCCUACGGUAGACAAUUGCUGGCCGUCUACUGGCCCCGGGUCUAAAGUGUGUACAUGUGACUGGCGGAGAGUUUUCAGUGCGGCUGAGCUCUGCACUCUCAACCAAUCGGACUUCGUCUAGCCGCCAGAGCUCCCGCAUCCUCGCGGUGAUUGACAGUCGGCAGUCUACUGCGGCUUUCGGAGCUUGCUAACUCACCUGCCCCCGUCCUGUGGCUGAUCGUUAACUGUGGAUUAAGAGAAAUAACUCCACUUCAUAGCCUACUUCAAGGUAAGGAAUAACCUCUUUCGUUUAUUUUCGCUAUUAUUAACGCCGGUCAUUCUUUGUCCAUUUGCAGGCUCUGAUGGUAAAACAAUAACCCGAAAUUACCUUUUAAUAAUAGCGACAAAGCCCAAUAAAGUCUUUAGAAAACACUAGCAUUACGUCGCUGAUAAUGUUUUAAAUAGUUGGCGUUGGGCGCCGUAAAGCAAGUUAUGCCCAAGGUCCCGACGGGUGUUUGUUUGUUUGUGUGUGUUUCACUUAAUUGUAAUCAAGACCGUGGAACAGUAUUUAUGGUAAAUCAGCCCCAUUGAACACAUAUUAAUGCCAUAGGUGUCCAAGACGCACGACCAACAUAUGGUCACAUGUCCAUGUGCACUAGAAUUCUUAUAUUGUUAUUUUAUAGUUAUAACAACACUUCCGAUGUCUUAAAUCUGCAGCUAAAAGGAGAUGCCAGAUAAUCACGGCAACUCCGACAGAGAAGCAGUUUUUUGGUCAGCUAAUUACUACUUUUGGAAAGUACAAUGGCAAAAGCUUCAAGCGGCUGGUGGAAAAUGAUGUAGGAUACAUUAAAUAGUGAGUUAUAAAUAUGUUUCACUAAACAAUCAAUCAAACUUUGUAUAGUUUGUCUUUUCUUAUAUUGAAUAUCAUGUUCUAUAUUUUAGCAUCCUGGACUGCCAUAUCAAAGAGAGCCGUCAACCAGACAGGAAAGCUGGAAUCAAAGAUGAGUUGGUGAAGGAUUACCUGCUCAAAUACGUGCAGUUGUUUCCUCCAGUCUCCUGCCACCUGGAGAUCAACGUUGACCGGGCCAUUUAUGGCCAGGGCCGCUUCAGGUCCUUCACAUUCCAGGAAAUGUGGCAGUGGUACAGCCUUCACAAGCACCUCCAAGCUGACCCUCAGGCUGGGAGUGACCAUGAGAGGAAGAUGGCUCAGGAGGCUUUCUCCUCCGUUCGACAGUGGCUCGUCAUGAAGGAGGACGACAUCUCUUCAAAGUUGCUGAAGCGCUUCAGACUCUAUAUUGUCACCAAAGAGACAGAGAAACCUCAGCAGAAAGUGGCCCCUCCCGCAGCAACCGCCACGUUGUCCAGCACUGCCACGUCAUCCAGCACCGCCACCAGCACUGCCACCACGUCGUCCAGCGCUGAGGAUGAUUGAAGCUCGUCAUAGGAUUACAGUUUUGUCCUCAUUUCCAUUCAGGGGACACUGACCUGACCCCUCCCAGAAAAGAGGCUGAACCAGAGCCUCCACACCUGCCACAGACAGACUCCAUUCCACAGCCACCUGGUCCUCCUCCAGCACCUGGUGGUCAACAUGGGAGGACCUCUGAUGUUACUGGCGCAGCGCUGCUGCCAAGCAAAGCCCCUGUGACCCCGGCAGCAGCGGCUGCUCAACCUGAGGAAAGCUGCUAAGGAGUCUGAGCAACAUGUCAUCGGUCGCUUUGUGGCGUGGGAAGCAGCCAUAAUUACCAGCUCAGCCCAGGUCACCGAGCCGCAUUCCCUGCCCUCUUAACACUAAUGCGUGGCGUGGACAAGCAGGUGGUCUGGCUGAUGAGGGAUCGCAGUGAGGGCAACACCAUGACCAAGGUGUGGAGGCAGUUCCAGGAAAGCCACUGUGAGGAGUAUCUGCACAGAAAAGACCUCUACACCACCCUCAAUAAACAGCUCAAUAAACCCGGUUUCCAGUGCAUAUUCGCAGACUGUGUAAAAACGUGAAUGCUGUGUCAGAUUUAAGAAAUAGGUCGUUUUAAUCAGGUAAACAGAAUACAACAGGAAUGACACUGCAACAGGAAUGAGGGAGCUCUGUCGGCGCCCUCAGAAGAUUCAAACUGGGCAGGAGAAGUUAACGAAGUUAACUAGUUGAUGAAUACUGCUGGUAGCACUGAGCCCAUUAGAUUCCUGGAAAUGAAAAAAUAAAAAUCUCAGAUAGUGCAAAUGGUGUUGAGAGAUGCGGCAGCCUGAUCCAAAGGCUCAGAGAUUUCCCUUCAGGAAUGGAGUUUGUAUCUCUGUGUGUGUGAACAUCAAUUUUUCUGCUUACAGGGACUCUCAGCCAUCAGUUUCAGCAUCCGCCACCAAGGAGGGAGCUGCCGUCCCCAAAGCUGCUGAGGAAGUGCUUCCUUCCUCCUCGCUGAAACAGAGAACAUCAAGAUCAUGUCCACGUUUGGCAAAGUCCUUAAGUGCGACUCCACCAAGAAGAUCUGCAAGAAGCUUCUGGACAAGGAAAAGGACAGCAGAAUGGUGCACAAACGUGGCCAAUGAGCUCGGUCAGAUCCUCAUGUCCGUCCUUACCUGUGAGGAGUCUCUGGAUAAACUGAGGCCAAUGGCUGAAGGCCUCAUGGCGAGAUAUAGGAGAGCAAAUGAGGCACCUCCUGAACUGAUGUACGUGGACCGCGGCUGCUGUCGUGUGCAUGGUGUCUCAUCUUUGGAGCAGCUGUUCAGUGAGUGGGCCGACAGCGGCAUGAUGGUGCGGCUCGACAUCUUUCACUGGAUAACCAGGUUUAACGCGGCUCUCCGAACAGAUCACCGCCCAAAAUACGCUCUCUUCAAGUCUGCUGCUGUGUUCGUGUAUAACAAGGACGACAUGGCGCUACUUAUUCAAGCCACGCGUGCAGGACACCCGACCAAAUAUGCUUCCCUGUCUGAUGGUCAGAUCAUUGAAAUGCACGUCGGCAAAUCUGAUCUGAAGCAUUACGUCAGGAGGAUGGCGGAUGGAGCCCAGGAGACCUUUGUCCGCGUGCAGAGUGCCAUCGACAUCCUGAAGGGAGCGGCUGGAAUGGACGAGAACCAGAUCCAUCUGUUCAAGGAUGCAGCAGCCAUUGACCGGGUCUGGGGAAACCAGCAGAAACACCUGGAGUGCAUUCAGGAUCCUCCAGGAAGAAACAUGUACACCAUCACCAAGUAUGUCACCCGUAACGGCGUGUGCCUGCUUUACUACAGGACUGUGAGAGGCAGCAACAGCCUGGAGAGCUUCCACUCCUUCCUGCCCAGCAUGAUACCGGGGCCCCACUGUGCAGCUGUCCCCUUCCAGGUCUAUCUUCUCAGCGGCAUCGCACGUUGGAACUCUGACAGGGAGUCUGACAAUGUCAAAGGCCACAAAGGAAGGAAGCGCAUGGUAUACGUGUCUCAUCUGAUACAUCGCCUCAACCAGAGGUGCCAGGAGUUUUUUGGCGAGCCGGAGGAGGUAAAUUACCGACCACCUGUUCCUGCUGAUGACGAGCGAAUUGGUUUGGAGUAUCUGUUCUCCCAGUCGUCAGAACCUUUCCGUGCUCCUGACCAUUACGCUCAGGCCAGAGAGACACUUCGAGCGGCCGAGGAUGAAGAUGAAGAUGAUGAUGAUGAGGUGGUUGCUGACCAGGAAGAAUCCCUGGAGGAAGAUGCGGGCUACAACUCUGACAGCGAGACUGACAUUCUGACUCCGCUGAGGAGGAAUCUGCGUCUUACCGACCAGGUUGUGGCUCCUGAGCUGGAUCCCUGUGUAGAGGAUGUGUGCGGUCCAAAUCAUCUCCCCGGAUACCAACACGUAGAGGAGCUGAGCAGAGUACUUGUUGAGAUUGCCUUGGAGGAGGGAAAGCUUGCUCUCAGUGACUCUACAAGACAGAGAGUCGUCAGCGCCUGGAACAAGCUGGAACUCCACGACCGCAGCAUCCAGCAGUUUGACAGCCUCUACUCAUCACGCUGGGGUAACGCUCUGUUCAGCCGCACCAAAGGUCAGCCAUCUGAGUCGUCUUUGGUGCAAAAGUUGAAGUUCAGCAAGCGUUACUCAGCCGCCCACCUGCUGGACUCCAGAAAGAACCGCCUGAUGUACUGCAUCAUUAAACAGCUGUGGCUUCAUCCUGACUGUGGCGCACUGGCUCGAGGGUCACUACAGAAGCACAAGAUCACCAAAAUGUACCAGCGUGUGCAGCAGAGAGUGACCGUGGAUGACACUGACCUCAGCAAACUCGGUAUUCCCAUCCUGAAAAUCAACUCCAAGUGCGUUGCUGAGUUCAUCAGGAGACAGGAGGCCCUGUCAGCCACAAAUAUGACGGAUCAAGGUUUGGCUGUCCUCCGCCGUCAUGUGUCGAGAUGUGCCGUCGAGUGUUUCUAGUACUAGCCAAACCGCCGCAGCAGAGCUCUCGGAUGAGAGACCACACACCAGCCGACAGUAUGAGGUCACUCCAUCUUUGGCAGGCACCAGAAAACUCAAACCGAAGCAUGACCAAUUCGCCGGUCAAACCACGGCAGCAGGACUCCAGCCCACCUGCACGUUCAGGCAGCCCACAGCACCUGCCUUUACAUGUUUUCUAGCUGUUCCCCAGGU
Molecule: messenger RNA, 7766 nt
Organism: Micropterus salmoides (largemouth bass)
Lineage: Eukaryota; Metazoa; Chordata; Actinopteri; Centrarchiformes; Centrarchidae
Exons: 6
Coding region: 5415-7553 (712 amino acids)
Source: RefSeq, a predicted model, not a curated record